Messenger RNA from Tarenaya hassleriana, 756 nucleotides. RefSeq names its product 60S ribosomal protein L28-1. Gene Ontology annotation, molecular function: structural constituent of ribosome. Bases 104 to 547 code for a protein of 147 amino acids. Gene Ontology annotation, cellular component: ribosome; cytosolic large ribosomal subunit. The record is from RefSeq and is a predicted model, not a curated record. Gene Ontology annotation, biological process: translation. NCBI's taxonomy places the organism in Eukaryota, Viridiplantae, Streptophyta, Magnoliopsida, Brassicales, Cleomaceae. The transcript is spliced from 4 exons.
GUUGGAUAUAAACUCGUCGCCACAACGCAACUCCAGCAAGCGACUUCUCUCUCUCUGUUCAUCUCUCCGUCGGCUGGUUGGGAGUGGCUAACGGUAGGAGGAAAUGGCGACAGUUCCGGGACAAUUGAUCUGGGAGAUCGUGAAGAAUAACAACUGUUUCUUGGUGAAACAGUUCGGUAGAGGCAACGCCAAAGUUCAAUUCAGCAAGGAAACCAACAAUCUCUACAACCUUAACUCCUACAAGCACUCUGGGUUGGCCAACAAGAAGUCCGUAAGCAUUCAGCCAGCUGACAAGGAACAAGCCAUCGUGCUCGGUACCACCAAGACGAAGAAGCAGAGCAAGCCUUCUGCCUCUGUCAACAAAUCUGUCUUGAAGAAGGAAUUCCCAAGAAUGGCCAAGGCUGUUGCCAACCAGGUAUCCGACAACUACUACAGGCCGGACUUGGAAAAAGCUGCUCUCGCGAGGCUUAGCGUGAUCCACAGAAGCCUCAAGGUUACGAAAUCCGGUGUCAAGAAGAGGAACAGGCAAGCCACCAAGAGAGUGUGAUGCCACUAAAUCUUCUCCUGAAGCCUGCGAUUCACCUGUGUUUACCUGUUUGUAGUUGGGGUAUUUUGUGGACUGAUGGAGUUUUUGCUCGACCUAUUUACAUAACCUUGUUUUUCCUAGAGGAGUUAUAAGAGUAUGUGUUCUUUUGAAACUUUUGUUUUGAGUUUCUAUGGCAUAACCUUAAUUUUGGUUAUGUGCCCUUUGAGCCA